UGAGCACAAACACGGUGCAUGGGUCAGUGCUGUCUCUGCACCAGGCUCUAGAAUGAGCUCUCUGCCCGAAGCAGCCAAUUCAGUGCUGUGACUUUUAAAUCAAAUGAUUAUAAAGCGCAUCACAAACCUAUUGUUAGUAUAAGGUUGUAGGCAAUACAUGCCAGCCCCUGUGAACCAGGAUGCAGUACCAUCGCAAUAAUUCUGACACGUUAACUGAUCUUUUCAGAACUCUACAGCAUUAUAGACGUGGCAUAUAACCCAGAUGUUCUUCAGAGAGCAGAAGAAAACACAGAAAAAAUGGAACACUUGAUCCGUUUGACACUUAAAUUUGUUGAGGAACGAUGCAGCCUUACUCUUUCAUGCUCCUACAAUAUCGAAACAUUUAAACUGAAAGGAAGCCUGGAAAGGAUGCAGCAAAGCCUGAAAGGAAAGCAGAUGCCAACUGCACCUCUCACCCACAACACCAGGAAUGAAUUGACUCUUGAUCAGUUGCUACAUAGCAUGGAAGCAGAGGACUGCACCCGUGAUUCUGUGCUGCUGGAGGAAAGUGUUCAACAGUCCAAAGUGCCUCUGAUAGAGGAAAUUGCCAGUACGGAAUUGCCAGAGGAGCUAAGUACACCUCUCUAUGAAAUGCUCACUGUGAAGGAUGCAAACAAGAAACCACUAAAGCUUGAGCUGAAAAUCAAAUUGCCUGAGGUUAGCUCUGUUUCUGAGUGUGAUCUGAGUAUUUCAAAGGAUGAUGUUAUCAUUGAGGUCCCUGAAAAAUACAAACUGCAACUGGAUCUACCAGCAUUGGUAGAUGAAGACGCAACUACAGCAGUAUUUAAUAAAGGAAAAGGGGUAUUGCUCAUCACAAUGCCAGUUGUCAAGCCAGAACUUUAAAGACUGCAUUCUCUCAGGUUUACGCUCACAGAAGCCCAAAAGGAGAAUCCUGACUUUUACCUUGUGAUGACAGUUGUUUUCUUUUUUUAAACUAGCCUAAUCUUCCAAGGUGAGUAUCUCAAAAUGCCCUUAGGAUUAAAGGGCCUAGAGUGUGCAUAUAUAGAAAAGGAAGUCUGGAGAAACGUUAGCACCACUGAACUUGGAGGAAAAAAAAAAAAGUUAACGUAUUCAAGUAUUUCUUGAGUGUUUACUUUUUUUUUUUUUUUUAAAACAACUGUAGUAUUUAAGAUCCUUAAAUGCAUACAAGCUUUACUACCUGAUUCAGUUUUGCCUUAAUAUAUAGCAAUAGCAGUUGAUUUUUUUCAAAUAAAUGCUCUUUGAUUACUGGAGUUACAUGGCUAGAGCAGUUCUCAUAUAUUUAAGGCUGGCACAACCAGCAGAAGUACGUCAUGUGCGAUUCUACAAGUUGUCUUGCAUCCUGUUCUUUUUAGAACAAUUCCUGAUUGCAACUGGAAUAGGCGUCAUAGUCUUCUCAGUCACUAAAUAUGCUUGACCUCACUUUAUCAGUUUGGUACAGAACAGGUCUGUUGUUUGAUGGUCUCAUUCUGAAAUUAACAUUCAAAACAGCGUAUAAAGAAUCGAGGCUCAAGAAUGCUUAUGGGUGAAGCUAGGUAUCAAAAACAAUCUUGGAGUACUUCAACUAGGAAAACAAGAUGCAUGAGUUUACACUAAUACACAAAACGCAGAAUAACUUAGAAGUACAAAAUACCUUCCAAGACUAAUAAAAAUUAGUAUCCUUCAUGGGGAAAGGGACAUACAAUCGCUUAAAUGAUCGUAGCUUCAUGACCAAUUUGGUAUUACAGUGCUCUUACACCAAUGCCUUAUUUGCACUACACCAUGUUACUGUAAGGAUGUUCAUCACAUCAGAAGUCAGACAAGUUGGUGUAGAGCUGCAAUUUCAAAAUGGGGGCUUACGAAAGAGUAACAGCUCCUGGCUUUCCCCCUUCUUCGGUUCAGAGAAACUUAGAAGGCUGCAUUGAAAUCCUGUUCAGCGGCUACAGCUGCAGUCCACGCUGAAAUAGUGUGACUGUGUGAGAUGAGCCAGCAGGUUGCAGGCUGGAAGCAACGCCAGAAGUCACUGUCAGCACUCCAAGCGCGCACACACGCACAGAAUUGGAACACGCUUCCCGCCCCACAAGAUCCUGAGUCUUCCUGUCAUUCAGGGAGUGUUUCCAUAGGAUGAACUACUUACAUUAGUGUUCAAGGGUUUCCCUUUAACCAGAAUUUCAGGUACUGGUGAACACAGCAGGAAGGAAGGUUCAAGUUCAGUGCUGCAUGGUAGUACAAGCAUGAGAGUACUUAAGCAUGUGUUAUUUUUGAACAUUUGUUGUUACAGUGUAAGGUUAAUAGGAUGAGUUUCACUAUCAAACUGGAAGAGUAAAUCGCUCUGUGCCACAGCAGUAUGGUAAGCCACACAAAUUACUGAAGAGAAAAGCAUGGGAACAAUUUUAGUAGUCUGUCAAUUCCAAAUGUUUAAUAGAACACAGGUUCACUAGAGCAAGUCUGGAACCAAGACGUUUUAGAUCAUUCAAAAACAAAACAAAACAACAAAACCAAAAACCACCCCAAACACACACUUUUUUUGCUUAAGCCAGACAUGAAAACCAGGUAUCAUUGCAACCAGACAUUAAAUAGUUCCCACAAAAAUAUUUAAUUUCCACAGUACUUUCUUUCAAUAUCUUCAGCGAAUUUUGUACCACGACUUUACAGGAGACGGUACUUAAUGCAAUAUACAGAAUAACAGGUUAGUUUUUUUUUUUUCUUUACAAAACCUUCUCCCUCCUAUUUAAUUCUCCUGGUCACUACAUAAUUACUACACAAUCCUCCUUUUUACAUUAACAUUUCCAUUUGGAAAGUGGAAUUUAAUAAUGUUAACCACUGUACCCCAUUCAGGAUACAAUGACUGGGGUAACUGGACGUAAGUCCAUUGAACUAUCUAGCAUUUUACAUACAGUAUAUACAUGGAUAGCACAUUCUGCAGUUUACUGAGGCUGGGACAACAUA
This is a messenger RNA of Struthio camelus australis, 2946 nucleotides long. The record is from RefSeq and is a predicted model, not a curated record. Lineage: Eukaryota; Metazoa; Chordata; Aves; Struthioniformes; Struthionidae.